Molecule: messenger RNA, 2548 nt
Organism: Ruditapes philippinarum (Manila clam)
Lineage: Eukaryota; Metazoa; Mollusca; Bivalvia; Venerida; Veneridae
Product: neuroligin-4, Y-linked-like
Exons: 2
Coding region: 377-2320 (647 amino acids)
Source: RefSeq, a predicted model, not a curated record
UGUGGGCGUUGUGACGAAAUUUCGUGUUUUUUUUCAGUAAGGUAUUUACUUCACUCAAUAAAUUGAAGGGAAAAAGUUGACAACUUGUAGUUAUAGCGAAAUAUUAGCAUAAUUGUACGCCUUACCGCGCAAAAUAUUACAAAACUAUAUCCACUUGCUAUUUACAAAGUAUUUAGAUACAUAAUUGAUAAGUUGUCACUCUAGCGAGCCGAGGAAUUUUAAAGCAUUAUAGAUCACCGUUUUUUAUGAAAUCGUUAUCACUAAAGGAAUUCUGUCCAUAUCGUGAAAAGAAUGUACAUAGUGAAACGGGUGAAACAAACAUUGAUUGAUCACGGAAGUAUUUGUUAAACAAAAAUUCACCUGUGUUGAAAGAAUAAUGAUGUUUACCUGUUUAUUUAGGAUACAUGUUGCGUUAUAUUUUCUAUUUGUUUACGGUGUUGUAUCUUUGAAAACGAUUGAAGUUCUGACGAAUCUGGGAAGGGUAAUAGGAAGUAUUGAAGACUCCGUGAUAAGUGGGACAGACGAUAAUUUCACGGUGUUACAGUAUGUAAAAUAUCUAGGAAUUCCUUAUGCAGAACCACCAGUUGGCGAACUUCGUUUUCAAAAACCUGUAGCAAAGAAACCUUGGAAUGACACGCAUAACGGCACAGUAUUUGGACCUAUGUGUCACCAAGGAAAUGGUCGUGUAUCAAGUGAUCCGAUGGCUAUUGUUGACAACAAAAUGUCCGAAGAUUGUCUAACAUUGGAUAUAUACGCGCCUGUUGCUUCAACGACUAGUGGUGAUUCCUAUGCAGUAAUGGUGUUCCUGUUAGGUGCAACAGGUGGCUCGAAGGGAUUUAUCGCAGACACAAUAAGUGCUUACGGGGAUGUAGUUGUUGUUGUUGUCAACUUCAGGACGCAUGUUUUAGGUUAUUUCAGUACUGGUGAUUCUGCAGCACCUGGGAAUUUCGGACUCUGGGAUCAAAUGAUGGCUAUUCAUUGGGUAAAAGAUCAUAUUAGUAAGUUUGGCGGUGACAGUGAUAGAAUUUCUCUUGCUGGGUAUUCUAUGGGAGGAUCUAAUGCAAUUCUUCAAAUUCUGAAUCCAAAAAAUAAAGGAAUUGUUAAACGAGUUAUAGCCCUUGCUGGCACCCCAUUUCCAACUUAUAGAUCCAGUUCUUUCUUACGUAUACAAACCGGAAGCGACUUUGUAGAACGUGUUGGAUGCAGACGAGAUUCAUCAAAAGAAACGGUAGUUUGUCUAAGAACCAAAUCUAUUACUGAAAUAGAUAAUGCACUUUCUGCAUUACCUUAUUCAAUUUCAUUCACGCCUGUUGUUGAUGGCGAUUUUAUUCCUAUUGAUCCGCAACUUAUGCUAACAAGCUACGAUACCUCCUUUUUGAAAUCCAUUGAAUCAUUUGGCUCUGUAGAAUUAAUGCUUGGACUGACAAAUCGCGAGGGUGGUGCGCAUAUCUCUUUAAUGUGGUCUAAUUUAUUAGGACAGCAAGUCAAUACAUUUCAGAUUAAUAAGACAUCGUUUGAAAAUUUGGUAGUACCAACUGCAAUGGAUAUAGUAUUUGGGGAAAAUGUGUCUGAUGCAGUUUUGCAAAAUGUUGUAUUCCAGUAUAGUGAUUUACUUGAUCCAUCAAAUAACACCAAAGUAAGAAAUAAUGUGGUGAACUUAUCAACAGAUAUCGACGUGGCUGCACCCAUUGUAAAAACAGCUAAUUUUCAUUCUAAAAUCAGCACUAAAACGACUUUUCUAUACCAGUUCUCAGCAAAUUUGAGUCUUAAUUCAUCUUUGACGCCAUCUUGGCUAGAUGGCGCUAAUCAUGGAGAUGAUGUUUACUUCCUGUUUGGAUUCAGUCAACGCUAUCUGGAUGCUUGGAAGCAUACAAAAGGGUUUGUUCCAAGAGAUUACGAAAUUUCUACAGCCCAACAAUGGAGGACAGUCAUUACAAAUUUUGUAAAAUCAGGAAACCCUGCUUUACCCGUGCAAGAGACUGUUCCUGUGUGGCCGCCAUAUAAUAAUGUAACCAGUUCUUAUUUGGACAUAUCACAUGAUCAUGAUCAACUGACAGACUAUCAACAUUUUCGGGAACCAUAUAUGACAUUCUGGAUAAAAAUAAUUCCUUCACUUCUUAAUAUGCCCGCGGAAAACACGUGCAGUUCGAAUUGUAAUUUCAGCAACGAACGUGGACCAGUUUUUCGGGUUAAUAUGCAUGUUGCUGAAAAUAUAAUUUUGAGUUUGGCUAUCAUAUCAGGAUGUUUAUUACUGGCUGUCCUUUUGAUAUGUGCACUUUCAGUUGCUAGACAAAACAAAUGGGAUUACAGUUUUAGAUGAGAUUAUUUGUUCAUGAUUAUAGCGAAAGUAUGGAACUGUAAUGUUCGCCUUUACUUAAUAGUUACAUUUGAAGCGUUAAACUUCUGAACAUAAAAUAAUAUUUUCAGAAUUGUGUGCGUGUGUGUUUGUGUGCGCAUAAGUAUUGUGUGUAUAUAUCGCUACUGAAAAUGUGAACGGAAAUUUUGGUGAGAAUAUGAUUAACAAAUAAUUAAAUUAUCAAACAAACAA